ACCUUAAAAGUUUGAUUCAUUCCCAUGUUGUAGAACCAUUCCGACAACCAUUGAGACGACAUCAAGAAUGGAACCCCCACAUGUUAUAGUCCUUCCAUAUCCAAGCCAGGGCCACAUAAACCCUCUCCUCCAAUUCGCCAAACGCCUCGCCUCCAAGGGUGUCAAGGCCACCCUAGCCACCACACACUACACCCUGCGGUCCAUUGGAGCCGGAGCCGUCGCGGUGGAGCCCAUCUCCGAUGGGUUCGACCAUGGCGGGUUUGCAGAAGCACAUAAUGAAGAUACGUAUCUUAAGUCAUUCAGGGAGAAUGGGUCCAAAUCCUUGUCGAAACUCAUCUGGAAGUACAAAAACACUAGCUCUCCAGUAAGUUGCAUAAUCUACGACUCGUUUUUGCCGUGGGCGCUUGAUGUUGCCAAGCAACAUGGUAUAUUUGGGGCGUCGUUUUUCACCAACUCCGCCACGGUGUGUGCAGUUUUCAGCCACAUACACCGAGGCACGCUGACGUUGCCCGUGAAAAUGGAACACGAGCCUUUGUUGUUGCCUGGUUUGCCACCGUUGUACGAUUGUGAUAUCCCGGGAUUCAUCAAGGUUCCAGAAAGCUACCCCGCGUACUUGGCUAUGAAAAUGAAUCAGUUCUUGAACCUGGACAAAGCUGAUUUCGUGUUCGAUAACUCCUUCCAAGAACUAGAAGGCCAGGAGGCAACAAGUGUGGAGAAAUGGUGGCCAGCAAAACUGAUAGGGCCAAUGGUCCCCUCAGCAUACUUGGAUGGGAGAAUUGAAGGAGACAAGGGGUAUGGAGCCAGUUUAUGGAAGCCACUGAGUGAACAAUGCACGUCAUGGCUCAAAACAAAACCACAAGAAUCAGUCAUUUACAUCUCAUUUGGCAGCAUGGUCUCACUGACCUCAAAACAGAUGGCAGAGAUAGCAUGGGCACUAACCUGCAGCAACUCAUAUUUCCUAUGGGUUGUGAGGGAAACGGAACGACGAAAGCUUCCUACCCACUUUGUGGAAUCCACAAACGGUAAGGGUUUGAUAGUUGCAUGGUGCAACCAGCUCGAAUUGCUGGCUCAUCCAGCCGUCGGCUGCUUCGUCACACACUGUGGGUGGAACUCGACGCUAGAAGGAUUGUCGCUAGGCAUGCCAAUGGUGGCAAUCCCACAAUGGUCCGACCAAAUGACAGACGCAAAGUUCAUAGAGGAUAUAUGGCGAGUGGGAGUUAGAGCUAAGGAGGAUGAGUUUGGGAUUGCAAGCAGAGAAGAGGUUCUUUUUUGUCUUAAAGAAGUUAUGGAAGGGGAGAGGAGUGAGGAGAUGAAGAGGAAUGCAAGAAAAUGGAGAGAGUUAGCUAAAAGAGCAAUUGAUGAAGGGGGAAGCUCAGACAAGGCCAUUGAUGAAUUUGUCAAGCAGUUGAAGAUUAGUACGGGUAAAGGAGAGCAAGAGGCCUAAUUGAGAGAGUUCUUCAUUAGCCCACCAGAAGAAGAAGCACAUAGUCAAGAACUCAAAGAUUAUUACUGUAUUUGCUUCAUUGUUUCAUAAAACAGAAUGGUUGUGACAUUAAUUCAACACAAGAUAUUCCUUAAA
Messenger RNA from Sesamum indicum (sesame), 1579 nucleotides. RefSeq names its product UDP-glucosyl transferase 74B1 (gene UGT74B1). Lineage: Eukaryota; Viridiplantae; Streptophyta; Magnoliopsida; Lamiales; Pedaliaceae. The record is from RefSeq and is a predicted model, not a curated record. Gene Ontology annotation, molecular function: quercetin 7-O-glucosyltransferase activity; quercetin 3-O-glucosyltransferase activity.